CAGAAUGAACGUCGUGUAGUUGGAGGUAAUGAAUCAGCACCACAUAUAUGGCCUUGGACUGUACAAUUAAUUUAUGCAGAAACAAAAAUUCAUCGAUGUGGUGCAACCCUUCUAAGUGAUGAUAUCGUUAUCACUGCUGCACAUUGCUUCUCUCGGAGUCGUAAUCCAGCACGUUAUACAGUCCUGAUUGGCGGUCAUGAAAUUGGUUCCGGUGAAAGCUAUGAUAUUCGUAACAUUUCAAUACAUCCGCUAUUUAAUGUGCUUAUGCCAAGUUCAUUUGAUGUUGCUAUAGCCAG
Molecule: messenger RNA, 296 nt
Organism: Loa loa (African eye worm)
Lineage: Eukaryota; Metazoa; Nematoda; Chromadorea; Rhabditida; Onchocercidae
Exons: 2
Biological process (GO): proteolysis
Molecular function (GO): serine-type endopeptidase activity
Source: RefSeq, a predicted model, not a curated record